GCCAGAUCCCCUCUGCAUCCUUGUUGUUCCCCCUCCCUCCCUCCCCUUCCCACCCCUCCUCCCCCCUCUCCUCGCCACUCGCUAUUGACCAUGAGCCACCGAGGAGGCGGCCCCGGGCCGAAGUCUACCCACGACACGAGCUUCCGUCGAACCUGGGACAAGAACGAGUAUGCAGAGCGCGCACGAAAUCGCCACCCUCGUGACGAUGCCGACCCCGCCGCCGAUGCCCCCCGGCCCCCGCGCACCUAUGCCAAUAACUUGCAGGCUCGCACGGAGCGCGUGGACUUCACCGAGCGCCUGAACCAGUCGAAGUUGGUCGGCGGCCUCGGCUUCACGCAGCCCGGCUUCCACUGCGCCGUGUGUGAUGUAUACAUCCGCGAUUCGAUCACCUACGUGGACCACUUGAACAGCGAUCGCCACCAGCGCAAGCUUGGUCGGUCUGGCUAUGAGGUUCGUGCCUCGAUUGACGACGUCAAAAACCGCAUCCUGCAGCUGAGCCAGCGCCGCGAAGAGCCGGGAGCCGGCCUCCCGUCGAACAUCUCUGCGGCCGACGCCCAGGCCGAGGCCUUUCGCCAGCGCGUGCGCGAGGAGAAGCUCCGUUUGGAGCGCGAGCGCGAGCUAGCCAAGCAGGCUGCUGACCGUGCAGGCGCUGAGCCUGAUCGUGAGCCCGAGCCUCGUCGUAGCCGCAGCCGCAGUCGUAGCCGCAGCCGCAGUCGGGAUCGCAGCCGCAGUCGGGAUCGCAGCCGCAGUCGGGAUCGCAGCCGCAGUCGGGAUCGCAGCCGCAGCCGUGACCGCAGUCGGGAUCGCAGCCGUGACCGCAGUCGGGAUCGCAGCCGUGACCGCAGUCGGGAUCGCAGCCGUGGCCGAGACCGUAGUCACAGCCGGGACCGCAGCCGGGACCGCAGCCGCAGCCGGGACCGCAGCCGCAGCCGGGACCGCAGCCGCAGCCGGGACCGCAGCCGCAGCCGGGACCGCAGCCGCAGCCGUGGCCAGGAUCGUGGCCGCGACCACAGCCGGGAUCGCUACCGCUAUCGCAGUCGUAGCCGUAGCUACAGCCCUGACCGUGGCCGUGGGCGCUAUCGCGGUCGUAGCCGUAGCCGUAGUCCCCCCUAUGCCGGCCGGAGGUUCACCGACGCCGGCCGCCAUGAUCGUGGCCGUCAUCGUGACCGCAGCCGCAGUCGCUCGCCCGGGGGCCACUACCGGCAGCCUCGCUAA
Molecule: messenger RNA, 1215 nt
Organism: Fonticula alba
Lineage: Eukaryota; Rotosphaerida; Fonticulaceae
Exons: 3
Coding region: 91-1215 (374 amino acids)
Biological process (GO): mRNA splicing, via spliceosome
Cellular component (GO): spliceosomal complex; U4/U6 x U5 tri-snRNP complex
Molecular function (GO): nucleic acid binding; zinc ion binding
Source: RefSeq, a predicted model, not a curated record